Salvelinus sp. IW2-2015 is the source of this 5188-nucleotide messenger RNA. RefSeq names its product FYVE and coiled-coil domain-containing protein 1. Gene Ontology annotation, molecular function: metal ion binding. Gene Ontology annotation, biological process: plus-end-directed vesicle transport along microtubule; positive regulation of autophagosome maturation. The record is from RefSeq and is a predicted model, not a curated record. Gene Ontology annotation, cellular component: late endosome; autophagosome; lysosome. NCBI's taxonomy places the organism in Eukaryota, Metazoa, Chordata, Actinopteri, Salmoniformes, Salmonidae.
CCCAUACAUAGCAAGAUUGUGUGUGGAUGUAAACUAUCUGGAUUUUCAUGGAUCACGCAGUUUAACAGGGUGAUCUCCAUGCAACCAGACAGCCAAGAACACCAUAUUCAGAAUCCAAGAACACCAUAUUCAGAAUCCAAGAACACCAUAUUCUAAAACAGACUGUUUAUCACCCCGUGACCUGGUUGCCAUAGAGCCAGUCGGACCAUGGCCGGCGGUGUGGGGGAGAGCCAGCUUCAGAGGAUUAUCAGAGAUCUGCAUGAUGCUGUUGCUGAGCUCACUAAAGAGUACAGGGAGAAUGGGGAGCCAAUCACAGAUGAUAGUCCCAAUCUGCAGAAAUUCUCCUACAAACUGGAGUACCUUCUACAGUUUGACCAGAAGGAGAAGACAACAUUUCUUGGCACCAGAAAAGACUACUGGGAUUAUUUCAGCGACUGUCUGGCCAAGAUCAAAGGAGCCAACGAUGGUAUCCGCUUUGUCAAAUCCAUCCCUGAGCUGAAGACUUCUCUGGGGAAAGGCAGGGCUUUCAUUCGUUACUCCCUAGUGCACCAGCGACUGGCUGACACGCUGCAGCAGUGCCUGAUGAACCAAAGGGUGACCAGUGACUGGUACUAUGCUCGCAGCCCCUUGCUGAAAUCCCACCUCAGUGUUGACAUCGUAAGUCACCUGUAUGAGCUCAACGAGAUCCAGUUUGACGUGGCUUCCAGGGGUCAUGACCUUGACUCGUCUUGGCCCACCUUUGCAAGGAGGACACUGGGCAUGCCCAACUCACCUGGCCACAUGUGGAAACCACCCAGUCGCAGCUCCAGCAUUAACAGCCUGGCCAGCACAUACUCACAGCACGCUCAUGAGUUCCCCGGCAGUCCUGAGUACGGCCCGGGCAUGCUGAGCGAGCUGAACGAGUCGCUGCCUUCAGGCGUGGAGGUGAGCAUGUUGGAUGAGCUCCGCCUGGAGCUGGACCAGUCAGAGCUGAAACAGCGGGAGCUCCAGGACAGGGUGCGCCUGAUGGGGGAGGAGGGUGCUGAGCUCAAAGGCGUGGUGGUGGAGCUCCAGAGGCAGCUGGACGUUUCGCUGACCGCACAGGAGGAACAGCAGGGAAUGCAAGGGACCCUGAAAUCCCUGGAGAGGCGUGAGGAGGCCUUGUCCCGCGAGCUGCAGACCCUGAGGGCUGGGGAGAGGGCCAGGGAAGCAGAACAGCACCACAUCCAGGAGAAGCUGGUGGCCGCAGAGGGGAAGAACGUAGAACUAAUGGCCAAGCUGGACGGCGUGUUGGAUGAGAAGGGCCAGCAGGUGACCAGCUAUUUUGACUCAGCACAGAAGAUCCACGAGCUGCUGGACAGACUGAAGGAGGCAGAGGGGGGGAAGAUAGAGGCUCUGGCAGAGGGAGAGGAUAGGAGGAGGCAGGCCGAGAAGCUGGCAAAUGAGCUAAGGGUCAAGGAGGUGGCAGCAAAGGAGGAUGAGGCCAAGCUGGAGGCGCUGUCAAAGUCUGCUGCAGAGGAGAAGUCUAAGUUCGCAGAGUGUGCAGAGGAGCAGUGUAACGCCAUUGACAAGCUGCAGGGGGCAUUGACUUUGAGGGAGAAGGAGGCCAGCAACCUGCAGAGGCAGCUGCAUGACCUCCAGAGUGCUCUGGAAGAAAGGGAGAUACAUGCCGAGGAGGCCAGGGACAGGGCGCAGGAGGAGAAAGAGGAGAUCCAGGGAAGAAUGGGCAAUCUGAAAGAAGCCUUGGAGGUGGAACUCCUCUACCUGAAGAAGCAGUUGAAGACCAGAGAGGCGGAGCUGCUCUCCAGCACCCAGAAGCUCCRGCACCUGGAGGUCCAGAGCCAUAGCCUGACCACAGAGCGUGACGGCCUGAGCGCCAACCUCUCAGGACUGGAGUCCAGCGUUAGGGAGCAAGCCAAUAGGAUCGAGGAGUACAAGACCCAGUGCACCAACCUGAUGGAGCUGAACGGGAAGUUGCUGGGCACAGUGAAGAGGAAUGAAGAGCUGAAGAAGGAGCUGGCGGAAAGCCGGGUAGCCCUUGAGGGUGAGGUGGCUGCUCUGAGGGCCUCUGACAAGCAGUUGAGGGGCCAGCUGGACGACGCCAAAGUGACUGUGGAUGAGAAGGACAGGAGGCUGCGUGAGGAGAACCGGGCCUUGGACGAGAGUCUGCAGAGGGCAGCCAUGGCUGCCGAGGUGUCAGAUGCCGCCGGCAAACGGCUGGAGCAGGAGAACCUAGGCCUGAGGGAGGAGCAGGCCACGGUGAGGGCGGCCCUGAGCUCCAUGCAGGAUGAGCUGAAGGCCAUCCAAGGGCAGAUCGGAGAGCUGGAGAAGAGCUUGGGUCGGUCCCGCAGGAGUGAGGCGAGCCUGCAGGAGCAGCUCAAAGACCGGCAGGCCCAGCUCGAGAACAAGGAGAAAGGCUGUGUAGAGCUCCAGGCCAGGGUGGAGGCCCUAGAGGCCAGGGGGAGGGCACUGGAGAAGGCUAAGACAGAUGCAGAAAAGGCCUGCGCCAAAAAGACAAAGCUGAUAGAGAGGGUCACCACCGAGAAGCAGACGGUGGAGAGAACCCAGCUAGUGAGGAGCUCUGCCCAGGCCAAGGAGAGCCAGGAGAUAGCCGCCAAAAUGACCAUGGURGAGGGCCAGCUGGAGGUGAACAUGAAGGAAGUGACCAGGCUCCAGGCGGAAGUGCUGGAUCUGAGGUUGCAGCUGAACACCUCUGCGGAGGACAGGAUGAGGAGCCAGGCCCAGCUGGAGGUGACGGAGGCCCAGAGAGACGAACUCAGGACCCUAACGGAGCAGCUUAAAGCCCAGACCGAGGCACUCAACCAGAGGCACGUAGCCGAGCUCCUGCAGUACAAUGAGAGGGAAGAGGCUCUGAGCAGGGAGCGUGACCRGGUGGAGGCAGCCAACCGGGCAGAAUUAGCCUCCUCUGUGGCCUUCGCCAGAGGAGAGCUGGCCACACUCAAGACCCAGAACGAGAGGCUGGCCAUAGAGAAUGUUGAGACACGCGAGGGCCUCCACCGGGCCAAUACAGAGAUGGCAGAGCUUGGGAUGACCAUAUGUAGACUGACAGCAGAAAGGGAGGAGGCCAAGGAAGGCUGGGCGGGGGAGGCAGGCAGGAUAGGGGAGCUAGAGGAGCGGACGUCCAGGGAGGUGGAGCGGCAGGAGGCCUGCAUGGCCGCCCUUCGCCAGGAGAACGCCAGCCUGAGAGAGGAGCUGAGGAUGAUGGAGAACCUUCCGGCAGCCAUGCUGGAGCUCCAGGAGAAGCUGGAGAAUGCGGAGGGCCAGGUGAGGAGCCUCAAAGACUCAAGUCGGGAGGAGAUGGAGGCGGUCAAGUUCCAGAUGAGCUCCGAGAGCAUGAAUCAUCAGAACCAGAUCAAGAGUGUGAAUGAUGAGCUGGGGAAACUGAGAGUCCAGCUGCCAAAAGAGCAGGAGAAGGUGUCCGGUCUGGAGGCCAAAGUCUCAGAGUUAGAGGGGGUGAAUGAGGAGUACUCACGGCUGAUUGGAGAGAAGGAUGCUCACAUCACAAAGUCCGAAGCAGCCAUUUGUCAGAGUGAGGGAGAGAUUCAGCACCUAAGAGCCUCUGUCACCAGUGCUGAGGAGGCUCUCUCAACGGUUCAGGCGGUGUGUGAGGAGCUAAAGCAGAAACUGGAGCAGGCCGAGGUGGACAAGCGUAGUCAUUACCUUAGUACGACCGCAGAGAUCGACGACCUAUACCGAACCAAGAGCACCCUGGAGGAGCGCCUCAUCGAACUUAUCAAGGAUAAGGAUGUUCUAUGGCAGAAAUCAGACGCUCUGGAGUUUGAGCAGAAGCUGUGGGCAGAGGAGCGCUUGUUGCAGGACAAGGAGACCACCCACUGCCUGGGCUGCCAGGCCCAUUUCACCUGGUGGCUACGCCGACAUAACUGCAGGCUGUGUGGACGCGUCUUUUGCUACUACUGUAGUAACAACUUUGUGAUGACCAAGCACAGUGGGAAGAAGGAGCGUUGCUGCAGGGAGUGUUACUCCCAGCACAGCGCCGUGGUGGAGAGGUUCACCGAGGGUGAGCUGAGCCCCACCGAUACCCAGCCACCUCCCCCCAGUUUUGGGCCUCACUCACCCCCCGAACCAGCCCCCUACAAACCCACUCCCAGGGUUAAAGUGUCGGACCCCGGCGCCAAGUCUGAUGACGCGGCCUAUGACAUCAUCACACAGGAGGAAGUGAACGGGACCUAUGACAGCGACUCACUGUCCCAAACAACAGGAGGCUCACUGGAGGGAGAACAGGACGCACGGCCACUGGGGGCGCUAGACAUAGGCACAGGAGCAGUGUCCCCAGACGACCCGGAAGAGAAUGUACCCACUGUGCAGGACACAGAGAUCACCCUUCUCAAGUCUGGAGAAGUCACGUUGGUUGUCCCUCUCAGCAUCGAAGACAUCUCUCAGUUUGGCGAUGGCUCCCGAGAGCUCUUUGUCAAGUCCAGUUGCUACAGCGUGAUCAACAUCGCCGUGGUCGAUUGUGGACCUACCGUGAGCUGGGUGUUCUCCUCGGAGCCCAAGAGCAUCUCUUUCAGCGUGGUGUACCGUGAGACCGCCGACGUCCCGGUGGAACAGUCCAAGGUACUGAUUCCUCUGACUCGCUGUAACUCUCACAAAGAGACCAUCCAAGGCCAGCUGAAAGUCAGGAACCCUGGUCUCUACACUCUCAUCUUUGACAACUCCUUCUCAAGGUUCAUCUCAAAGAAAGUCCUCUACCACUUGACAAUCGAGAAGACGAUUAUAUACGAUGGGAGUGAUUUCUAAGCCUGGAUAAUGGAUACUAAUGCAGGGUGAAGGCUAUUUUUUUUUCAAAUGCUUAUUUGUUUCUGGAUGCCCCACCAAGUACAGUAUUUUAUGUUUGCUUUUGCUCUUUUAUUUAAAAAAAAAAACAGUUUUUGUUGGAUCCCUAUAUUUUUAACACUAAUGUUUUUAUGUUUUGAGUGUGUUGGUCAUGUUUUAGUUAGAGCACAAACACCUUACAGACAUGGUGGUUGUUUUGAACUAAUGGACUCUUCACAUAGAGUACAGAUGUAGGGUCUUAAUUUGAUUACCCUCUUGCAGGAGAACUUUCAUGAAAUUCAGGAAAUGUAAAACCUGUUGUGUAUUUGAGGCUUAAAGAGGCUUCUAAAGUUUGUUAUUUCCACUUUUACAUUUCAGACUUGAUUUUCCCUUACAAAAAUGUAUCAAACCCUAA